CCCAGUAGCUCGGGCGGCGGGAGGAGCGGCAGCGGUCAGGCUACUCAGCUUCGCGAAGGCUCUCGGCGCGCCGGGCCCUCAGGCACUCGGCUUUCGCCCGCCCCGCCGCCACGAUGCCCAAGAGGAAGGUCAGCUCUGCCGAGGGGGCGGCGAAGGAGGAGCCCAAGAGGAGAUCGGCGAGGUUGUCAGCUAAACCGGCUCCUGCAAAAGUGGAAACGAAGCCAAAAAAGGCGGCGGGAAAGGAUAAAUCUUCAGACAAAAAAGUGCAAACAAAAGGGAAAAGAGGAGCAAAGGGAAAACAGGCGGAAGUGGCCAACCAAGAGACUAAAGAAGACUUUCCUGCAGAAAAUGGGGAGACCAAAAACGAGGAGAGCCCAGCCUCCGAUGAAGCAGAAGAGAAAGAAGCCAAGUCUGAUUAA
Molecule: messenger RNA, 419 nt
Organism: Dama dama (fallow deer)
Lineage: Eukaryota; Metazoa; Chordata; Mammalia; Artiodactyla; Cervidae
Product: non-histone chromosomal protein HMG-14-like
Exons: 1
Coding region: 114-419 (101 amino acids)
Biological process (GO): chromatin organization
Cellular component (GO): chromatin; nucleus
Molecular function (GO): nucleosomal DNA binding
Source: RefSeq, a predicted model, not a curated record